This is a messenger RNA of Triticum aestivum (bread wheat), 829 nucleotides long. RefSeq lists its product as uncharacterized. NCBI's taxonomy places the organism in Eukaryota, Viridiplantae, Streptophyta, Magnoliopsida, Poales, Poaceae. The coding region runs from base 98 to 589 and encodes 163 amino acids. The transcript is spliced from 2 exons. The record is from RefSeq and is a predicted model, not a curated record.
UCACAAAGCGAAACAGAAGAAGCACUCACCCAGAGAAAUCCAAACCACACUCAGAUCGUCGCCACUCUCUGCUGAUAUCGCCCCCAGGCUAGCAGCCAUGAUGGCUUCACGAGCCGCCGCUGCUCUCCGCACGGCCGCCCUGCAGGGCCACUUCCGGAGGUCGGCCUCCACCGCGGCGGCGCACGCCGAGAGGCCCAAGGCCAAGCCCAUGGGCGACUACGUGCCGGUGUACGUGGCGCUGGGGAUGAUCGGCCUGGCGGGGGCGCUGGGGCUGCACACGGCGCGGCAGCAGCUGGCGCACGCGCCCAACGUCUGGGUCGACAAGCGCAAGCGCGAGGCGGUGCCCGAGGUGGCGGACCCGGACCUCGCCCUCGACGAGGCCGAGCGCUUCGUCGGCGGCUCCGUGUUCCGCAAGGUCGCCCACGUCCAGGACGACCGCUCCCUCACCGCCGGCGUCGCCGACCCCGUCGCCGACUACCCGGCCAGGAAGGCGGUGACGCUCAAGGACGUCGGCGUAGACCCGCCGGGGAUCCCCGAGCAGAGCAGGGAGGGCGUCCUCGACAGGAUCUUCAAGAAGGACACCGCUUAAUUUCGAGAGGAGCAGGCAACAGCACGCUUCAGCUUCAGUCCCUUUAUUGCGUUAACUAGCUACGAGUACAUUUGUGUUUCAAUAGUCUGAUCGGCUGCACUUUUUCUGGAAGCUGGUCGGUGUAUCGCGAACGUGACACGUGAUGGGGUUGUACAUAUGUAUCCACUCAUAUCAAGAACUCUAGUUUGUUCUGGACAAUAAAUUAUGCACCUGCGCCGCGAGGCGUGAUCGUUGUUUUGA